This is a messenger RNA of Pocillopora meandrina, 10454 nucleotides long. The record is from the annotation of a GenBank genome assembly. Lineage: Eukaryota; Metazoa; Cnidaria; Anthozoa; Scleractinia; Pocilloporidae.
CCUUCCUAGGUAAUUGUUCAAGAUGAAGUGUUCUCUUGGAGAAGAUGUCAUACUUGACAUAUUGGAGGAUCAGUUGUCCUGCGUGGAUGUUAUUGAACGAAAACUUUGUGCCUUGGGGAGAGAGGUUUGAAUCCAUUUAUCUCUUUUUUAGUUUAAUGUACUAGUUUUUUGGGGGGAUUGCAGAUAUUAAGUCUUGAAUGCAAACAUCACCUUGCAUUUUGAUGUUUGCAAGAAGACCCUGAUUAUGUGGUGAGCUCUUCAGCCUUUUAAAGUCCUUGUGAUUGUUCAUACUUAUAGAAGUACUACAAACAUUAUGUUGUGUUUUAACAUAGAUUUAUCAUUCAUUUGUACAAGGUUAAUCCUGUUUUUUAAAUCUGUAUUGGGAUGAUUACUCUAAGUGAUAUAAUGUGUAAGAAACAAAAGCAAUGUAUUAUAAGAUUAAACAAAUGUUUUAAUCUUCAUUUUGCUGGGGUUAACUGAAUAAAAAUUUUAACUUGUAAUCUACAAGUUGAACCAUUGUAUUUAGAAGUACCGACAAAGACAAGUUUAAUAACCAUUGUUACAAGUCCAGGUUGCAAGUGUCCAGUUAGUAAUUACAGGUGUAGCACUAUAAUUGUAAAAGAUGGUAAGUAUCAAAUUUGAUAAAACUAUUGGAAGAGUCCAACUUGUCUUUUAAUUAAUAAGGGUCCAACUUGAAAAUCACUUGUGCAAAAUACAAGUUUCACAUCACUUGUAGACAUGGACUACUACUUCUGAAAAAGGACAUUGGAGUGUCACAAUAUGUCAUCCUCUAGAGAAGGGGAAUUCAACAAGCUGCUGAGACAUCAAGUUAUCUGUUAACCAAGGAAUUCCUAAAAUAGAUGGCUUUUCAACAUCAAAAAUCCAGGGAAAUUAGAAGUUUAGAAGUUUCGUCUGCCUGUGGAGGCCUCAGCAAUGGCAAGACAGCAACUUUUAGUGUUUCUCCACUUCCAUGGAAUAAAUUCCUUCUAUAACUUAAUGCACUCUUGUCAUGGUGUCUCCUCAUCAACAGUAUGGCAUAUCAUUCAUCACUUUGUCCCUGCAAUAAUUAGCUUUUGAUGGGUGUUCAUAUGAUGGCCUGGCUGGCCUCUUAGUAUUGCCUCUGAAUUCAGAGACAUUGCAGGCUUUCUGUGUGUUGCAGGCUGCUUUGAUGAAACUCGCAUCCCUGUGAACCCACCUUGCAAUGAUGAAGAUACCUACAUCAACCUCCAUCAUUCCAAAUCUCAAUGUUGCCAUGGUAGCAGGCCCAGAUUACACCAUCAUCUUCUGGACCACUAAUGAGCAACAAGGGAGUAGACAAUUCCUGGAAGCAGUUAUUUAAGGCAACUCUGCCUACACCUGCAACAACUGGUGGAUCCCCCCUUUCAGAGGAGAGGUGGAAGGGGCUUGCCGCAGGUUUAAUAAGGUGCAUGAGAAAACACAAUGCACUAUUGAAAGGGAACAUGGUGUUCUCAAGAAGAGGUUCCAAGCUCUCCAGACAACCAUGUGAGAAUGAGAAACAGGGAAAAAAAAUGACAAUAGCAUUCUCAUUUCAUUACCAACCAGGCUCACAUGUUUAAGAAGGUUGAUUCAUUUAAAUGUGGAUUAUGACUAUUUACCUUCAAAGCUAGGAGUUGUUGUGACAACAAUCUCCUCUCCAAAUACAAUAUCCAGAUCGUUGACUUUCACUGGCUCUGUGUUGGCACUUUCAUGGCUUAAAACAUUGGGGACAGUCUCAUCUUCUCAGUUUACUCUCCACUCCCCCUGCACCAGUCUUCUUUGAUUUGCUUACUUUUUUGUGUGGAGACCUAGCCUACAGAUGGUAGCCCAUAGAACAUUGGAGGGUUUGGGCACUGUCUAUGUUUGUGCUAAGGCCAUUUAAUUGCAUAUGAAACUUUUCCCAUGUUGCUUGCUUUACUUUCUCUAUCACUGGUGCUAAAACUAUUAUUCUGUGUUCCCUCAUGAGCUGAGCCAAAAGAAAAUUUUGCUGUGUGGAUAACAUGCCGAAUGACUGACAAGAAUAAAACUGUAAGCAAACAAAGCAAAGCAGCAUAUGUUGAAGGGAAAGUAAUGAUUUUUAACUGCAUUUGUAAAAGAUGUGCUAACAUUCAAGCAGAGUCAACAUUUAUAAAAGGGUCACAAUUGUGGUUCACCAUAAGUGGUAAGAUGGCAGGAAAAAAUAGCUAUUAAGAGUGAAAAUUGACAAAUUUUAACCAUUAGUCGUAGAGAAAAUAAACCGCGAAAGAAAAUUCUUUCAAAACUAAUGGGAAGAAAGUAACCUUUAGCCUCAAAAUCCAUCACCCUAUUGAGACUGUCUUGUAUGAUUCUACCAUUGUAAUUUACACUUGUGUACUGACUCGAGAUACAUGUGUAAAUUCCAGUGUGGAAUAUUGUUUUAUUAAAUUCUUGUCAUUACAAGUCAGACUUUACCUGCAUAUAUUACACAUGUGAAAACUACAAGUGUAUUUUCUUUAUUAAAUUGACCCCUGUUGUUUUUUUUGUACCCAAGGACCCUGAUGAUGCCUUUUAUAUAGUAAACCUGGCUGAUGUUCUUCUUAAACACAAGAAGUGGGUUUCUCUUCUUCCCCGAAUAGAACCUUUUUAUGGUUAGUGGAUUUUUUUUUUCCUCUAACAAGAUAGAGAUUUUAUGUGGACUACUGUAGAAUAAAACUACCUUUUAAUUUUGUUAAUCAGUCAACUUUUAAAUCCAGACAUUGUAAUGGCUGAAACUGCAAUUGUUUGUUUUGUCUCCUUGUAGCAAUGAAGUGUAACUGUGAUCCUGUAGUCCUAAAGAUGUUAGCAGGGUUGGGAAUUGGUUUUGAUUGUGCAAGCAAGGUAUUAAAUUUCCUGUUUAGCAUUAUCACCUAGUAAAGUCACUGUGGUGUUCUUUUAUGAGUCUCUCAUUUAUUUUGUAUUUUUUUAAACUUUUUUUGGCAGAUUGAAAUGCAAACUAUGUUAGGGAUGGGUGUGCCCCCAUCUAAGAUUGUGUAUGCCAAUCCUUGCAAGCAGGCUUCUCAUCUCAGGUUUGUUAAGCUACUUUGCUAUUAACAUAGGGUGCCUGAUCUUUACUGAUAAGGAGCUGCAGAUGCAAAAGUGUUCUUGGUUUGUGGUAAUCAUAAAUUCAAUCAAAAAUUAUCCCAUGCUGAAUUUACAUUAAUUGAUACAAAUGCAAAUAUGCAAUAUAAAAUGUAUACACACUGUGUAUGCUACAUGAGAUAUAACAAAGCCAUACAACCAUUGAUAUUAAUACUUUGUUUGUUGGUCUUGAGAAAGUAAUGUUAUACUGCACUGUAUGCCCUAGUUGAUUGGUUCUAAAUUUCCAUUGCCUACAACUGUCCUUACACAGUUAAGAGAAUUAGAUUUAUGAUUACUCUCUAGAGUUGAAGGAUCUUUUGGCCUUCUUUCUUUCUUAUGAUUUUGGUAUGUUUCACAUUAGAUAUAUUUUACAAUUAAAAUUUUCAGAUUCUCUGAGAAGCAUGGAAUUUCCUUGAUGACAUUUGACAAUGAGCUGGAGUUGCACAAGAUCAAAGAGUUGCACCCUGCAGCAAAGUAAAUAUUACCUCUUAAGUUGGAAGUACUGAGUAGAUACAGGAUAGGCUAUGUCAAACAUCCUAAAAAAAAGAUACAGAGAAGGAUGUGUUGAACAACACUCCUGGGACCUUUGCCACUGUAUGCUGUUCGCAAGUGUCAUUGUUCACGGUUGUUAGUAGAAGCUGGUAGGUGGUACAGACCUGUCAGCUGUGCUACUUUUGUGCCAGCUACCUAACAAGUAGUGCUCAAAGACAACUGAUUAUAACUUUGAUGUUGUAGAGAAAAAAGGCCCAAAGAUGUCCGAGAGUGCUGAAAAUCUUGUCUCAGAGAGUUUAAUAUUUAAAAUUUUUUCAGGGGAACAUGCCCUCAGACCUUCAUAUGAAGGGCAUAUUGCAUAAAACCAUGCUUGCUGCACAAGCAUAAUAAAAUUCAGCCACCUACUCAGUUGAGAUCAUGCAUCUAUUAUGUUUGCUAAUAACAACCCUGCCAUUUAAAAGUACUUGAACUUAGCCUCUGUUUAGCAUCCUUAGGUCUUAUAAAGCGAUUUCUCCUUGUAAUAGAUUACUUCUGCGCAUCAGGACAGAUGACUCCAAGUCCCUCUGCCAGGUUAGCACAAGGAUUUUUGCUGCUUCUUGUGGGUGGGUUAGUGAAAGCAUGUUGUCUGGAAAGAUGUAUGGAAUAGUUUUUUUAGCUGUGCAAAACCACCAUUAACUUAAAGAGGGUAAUUUGUAAAGGGACAACAAUGAUUAAAGUAAAAGCAAGAUCUUCAGAGUACAGUGAGGAUUAAAGUGGUUUGCAAAUCAUGAUUUUUAAAAUAGAGUUUAAAUAUUUCAAGAUGCUCAAAUGCUGAUCUUGUCCUUGGUGGUGAAUGUGACUUGUAUAUUCCCCAUCUUCUUGGCCCACCUGACUACCCACUAUGGUGACACGUUGCAGAUUUUCUGUUAGUAAAACUAUCUUAUUGUUUUAAUUAGCUUGGAAUCAAGUAUGGUGCUCCUUUGAAGCAAUGUCGUCAUCUUCUUUCUGUUGCCCAUGCACUUAAUUUGAACAUAAUUGGAGUAAGGUAAGAUAGUGAAAAAUAUGUUUUCCUACUUUUUUUUUUUUUUUACUUUUCUGAAUUCUUUGGCUAUGAUGAAAAUGACUUGCCCUUUCUUAAUUUUCUUAUGUGAUGAGUAUGUUAAUGUACUCUCUGAGCCAGUUUGAUCUGAAUGAUUUGGUGUCAGAUCACUUUGUUCUUCUUGGAUUGAAAAGUUGUUUUGUUCUGUUUAGUUUUCAUGUUGGCAGUGGAUGCUAUGAUGCAAGUGCAUAUGCAACAGCCAUUUCAGCUGCUCGAAGUGUGUUUAACGUUGCUGUGAGUAACGCUGGAUUUAUGUUAAUAAUUCUGAUAUCAAGAGGAAUCAACAUCAUUAUUUCAUUAUAUUAGUUGUGGUUCAAAGUUAAUCAAAUGAUUAAAUUUUAACUCCCCUUGCAAAAGUAACUCCUUGGACUUGCACGUGCAGGGGAUAAUUUGUGUGCAUAAGCCACCAAGUGAAGGGAGGAAGUUCAUAUUUGGUUUGUUUGGGCAUCAUAGAUGAGGGCUUUUUUUUAGUAGAAACCUUGAAGUAAUACAUGACUUUGCUAAAACUGCAUCCAGAUGAAUGCUGGGACUGGCCAACCGUGUACCAGGUUCCUCAAGAAACAUGUUGUUUUACACUUCCUCUAUCUUUGUUAUUGUUGUGUGAGAUGCAGAGCCCAUAAAAGAGUUACAGAAACUCAUCAAUUGGAAAUAAAGAUUGUUGUUGACAGUUGGUACCUUUAGGGAUGUCUACUGUCGUUUCCACAUUUCCACAGAGAUCAAUGAUCUUGUCCCUUCAUGGACAGAAAAAAGGUUUGCAAACACAGCUUCAAAAGAAUUUUUUGGUUCUGUACCUCACACAACAACAGCAAAGAUCAAGGCUGUGUGAAAUAAUAUAGUGGUUAAGCAAGAGGACGGGAGCAUCAUUUCAGAAUGGCGCGCGCAGCAAAAAUGCUGAGAAAAAACUGGGUUGAGAAUCCCGCCGUCGUGUUGAAAAGUGACUUAGCAGUUGUUUCAACAAACCGUCCAUGUUAUAUUUGUUCUUGAAUAUCCUAACCUUGGCUCUUUAGGAUCAUUAUCAGCUUUGAAUUUUCAGUUUCAUGGACCAUUUGAAGGACAACGAAAUUAUCCUCUGUGAGAGAGUAACAAGCACAAACUGAGAAUAGUUUACUACAAGCGAGUUGUUAAUAUGAAUCCACAUGGGCGAUUAAAUUUUGAAAUUAUUUCAUUCCAGUUCAGUCUCGAGUCUGCAGAUUCAUCUAUCAAAUUUUGAAGCCCACUAAAUAUUUUUUUCCCUAUGAUUUGUAUCGCUGUCAUUUCGUUUCUUGCUUCUAGAUUUUAGCACUACUCUUUUUUCUUUAUAAUUUGGUAAAGUACAAUUUGGAAUUGAAAUCGUCGCCGUUUUUCCCUUGUUUACUGAAUAUUCUUCUCAAUCAUGACAGUACACCUCUUUUAAGCACCACCUUCUUAGAGUUGCAAUGCAUUUUGAACGGAGUUAUCAGGAAUUUUGGCAAAAACAUGUAGAGAUCAAGCAACCCAAUGAUGGAGUUGUUUACAAUGAGUUCCCGUUUAACCAUAAACGAAUGAAAUGCACUCAAGCUAGUCACCAGUGAAAUGGUUAGACUGAGGAAUCAGACUUCGUUCUUGUUUUAUUUUGUUUUUGUUUAAUUUAAUUUAAUUUUUUUUAACGAAUAAAGUCGUUCAAGACUGAAUCAAAUUAAUAGAUUUAGAGAGCCUUGCCGAAAUCACGUUGAUUGUUAUUUUCUUUUGUAGAUGACUUUCUUAUCUAGGUUUUCACCGGUGCUGAUCAAAACUAAAGACAUAAAAAAGUGCAAACCCAAGCUAUUCUCAAAUUUUUUGUUAUCUCUGACUUCAAUUCGUAGAACACUUUUUAAUCACGGUUAAAACGACAAUGACAACAGAUAACACUGAAUAAUAUAGCACGUAACCUUAGUGUUGUUUUAUUUUGAUAAACUUCAACAUGAAGCAAGUUUAAUUUAUUGAUGAAUUAGUUCACGAUAAAAUUAACAGCACCCGUUCUUAAGAGUUUUCAUACAUGGUUUAAGAAAUGUAUGAAAGAAAAGCCCUUACACGCUCAAUUACAAAAGGUAACUGAGCCCUAAAAUCUUAGAUCACUUGCUGACGGUCGUGUUUUUUCUUGGGAAUCCAGAGUAAAUGUAGCAGUAAAUUUUCACAAAUUCACCGAAUAAAACAGAGAAAGGAACCUGGUUAUCCUGGAAAUGAAUUCUGAAAUCAUUCCAAACUGCAUUAUCUCGUCUUUAAGUGCACAAUUAACACAGAUCCUAGGCGUUUUGAUCGGAAGUCGAAUUAGAGUCGUGUCCAGAUUAUCCACGCGCUUUCCCGUUCUGAAACGACGUUCCCAUCCUUUUGCGAAACUACUCUAAUAUACCCCUUAAGGGACCACAUAUAGGGUUGGCCAAUCCUAAUGUUCAUUCAGACCCUAGAAUUAGCAAAGUUGAGUAAAGGUCUUAAAGGAGGGUGAAAAUGCACAUUGGCCUUAAACGAUAAACCUGAAAAAUAAGACCAAAUUGGGUGCCUCUGACUGCCUUGUCCAAGCCUCUGUGUACCAGUUUCUAAAUUAUAUACUCUUCUAAGCUAAUUUUUUCUCUGUCUUUGCUCAUUAAUUUUGAAUUUCAACUCAGGUUGAGAUGGGAUUUGAAUUUUCAAUGCUUGACAUUGGUGGUGGUUUCCCUGGAGCGCCAGAUGCGGCCAUUACUUUUGAAGAGGUUAGGUUUUGUGAGUAUGUGUGAACUUCAUAGUGAGCUUCAACAAGCCAUAGUUCCUGAAACGACUAAAGUGCUAGUUGUACAUUUGCAACAAUAGGACUUUGCUGGUAUAAAAGCACAAGAUAUUAUCAGUGCGUCAACCAUUGUCACAUUACAAAAUAUGAAUAUGGAGUACAGGUAAACAAGUAUAAGAUAGAUGAUGGUGAUCAUGUUGACUUGUGAAGCAUGGAUGCCUUUGAUCAAGGUGUAUAACCAUCUAGCGUACUGAAAUUAAUCAUUUAUAGAGUAGUGAGCAUCAACAAAAAGUGUCUACAUUCUGAUACAAACAAUGAAGUAGUAUUUUUGUUCCCUUGAUUCCCUCUUGUAGGUUUGUUCUAUUCUGAAUCCACUAUUGGAGGAACAUUUCCCAGUAAGCUCAGGUAUCCGCAUCAUAGCAGAACCAGGCCGUUACUAUUCUGCAUCAGCCUUUACUCUUGUUGUCAAUGUUGUUGCUUGUCGUUCUGUGAAGGCCAGUCAGUUUAAUGGAAAUGAUCUGACCAUUGGUACUCCUGAGUACAAGGACUCUGAUGAGCUGGUAAGUUUUACAAAAAUAAAGUCUCCUCAAAAUUACAACUGAUAUGAAAUCAUAGGAAAAUUAAAUCUCGUAGGAAGAGCAAAUCCAUUACAAUUAUGUGAAUUUUCAAAUCAAUGCACACAAAAUGAUUACAGCUGAAAAUGAUUUUCAUGACUGUUGUUGAAUGGCAUGACCCUACCACUUGAAUAGUUUUUGUUUUUGUUUUUUUUUGCUGAUGUGAAAUUACCCCUCUCACCUCAAAUGGUGUUGAGCUCAGCAAAUAUUUUUUAUUUUUUAAAUCUUUACCAAAUGAAGGCUGCUUAACUUAGAUUUUUGUGUAGUUAGGUAUUAAGUGGUUUUAAUUUUCUGUUACAGUUUUGGAUAAGGGCAUAAAUGUAUAGUAGAUUAAAUGAAGUCAAUCUUUUUUAUUCAUGUUUGGUAACCAAUUGUGAAUAUUCAAUCUCCACUCCAGGGUUUCAUGUAUUACAUCAAUGAUGGUGUGUAUGGUUCCUUUAACUGCCUGGUCUUUGAUCAUGCAACUGUGCACCCUGAAGUCUUUGGUGCUGAACAAACUGCUCCAAAAUUUCCUUCAAGCAUUUGGGGCCCCACUUGUGAUUCUUUGGACUGUAUCACCAAGAGUGCAUUCUUGCCAAAGGUAUAUUUUGAGCUUUAAAUACAAUUUUAAGUAUUAUUGUAAGUAGUUUUACUCUUUGCAAUAUAUGUCACUGAUUCUAUCUUUGAGGUUACACAAGCUUGGAGACUUUGUUCAGAAGUUUGAAAUAAUAAGUUAAAGGAAUUAAUUUACAUUUACCACCUUUUUUCAUGUGCCAAAUGUGGGUCAUUAGUCCUGAGAAGAAAUUUCAAUUUUCAUCUUCUGUUUGAAUUAGAUUGAAGUUGGGCAGUGGCUUUAUUUUAGAAACAUGGGAGCUUAUACUUGCUCAGCAGCUUCUACCUUCAAUGGAUUCAACAAACCUAUGAAGUACUACACUAUUUCUAUCAGCUGCUGGUAAGGAAAAGAGGCUAAAUAUUUCGGAAGUUGUGUCAUGUAUGAUUGGAUGAUUUGGUUUUAUAAAAAGAGUUGGUAAUGUAAAUUAACCACUGUAAAGGGUUUCUAAAACUUGCAUUUCAAGGAUUAGCAUGUUGUCAGAGCAAAUUACCGGUACAAGGGCUCAGACAAAUGGCUAAUGCUUCAAACAUCAAUUAAGAAACUCCUUACCAUAGCCAAGUUGCAUUAUCAACUCAGUUGAUAAGACCAAAUUAUAUUAUAAUAAAUCCCCCUUCUCAGUGACACAGUACCACUGUUACUUCAGGAGCUAACCCCCUUUAUUCAUGCAUGAUUGUUUACUUUGGAGUCAGGGAGAACGGAAUGAUUUGGUGUGUGUACUUGAUCAAGACAUUUGACUUGACAUACUUGUAGUGCCUCUUUUUAUAUUUUGGACCAAAUGGUUCCUGGCAAAUUUGUAGGGUGGUUUGAAGAACUGCUAUUAGUUUGUGUGAUUGUCUAAAGGAAUUGCAAUGUAGGUCUUGUGGAUGGUUUUUUAAAGAUGUGCAAAUUACUUUAGGGUGUCCUUUGUUAUUGAAUACGUUUAGGAAUGUAAUCUGUUCUUCUGAUUUAGCAAAAUUGAAAAACAUGGCUUUGAUUUUGCUCUGUGUAAACUUACCAGAAUCUUUAAAAUCGAUUUAACUCCUUGGAAUUUUAUCUUUUCCUCAUGGGUUUGUUAGAUAUUUUUAGUUAUUGUUGACAUUUUCCCUUUUGUACUUGGAACGUUACCAUUAGGGUUUUAUCAUCCUUUUCUCAGGCCUAUGCUGAAAAAAGUCUUGGAGAAGAUUGGUUUGAAUGUGCACUGGCCUUGUCACAUCUCUGUAGAUCACAAGACGGCCAUUGGUAAUGGUCCUGAAUCCUUGGAAAUAAUCACCUCUGCUCCAUAACUUAAGAGGGAAGAGAGAGAAGAAAACCUGCCCCUCUUUGAUUAAUCUCUUCCCUAGUGAACUGAGAACCAAACAUAAGGAUUAAAAAGGGUUGCUAUUACAAUAAGCAGAAUACAAAUAUUAUACCAGAUUUAACGUUUUGAAGUUAAGUACCCAUAUUUAAAAACUCGACAUUGUUACAGAGGUAGAACUGAAGUGUUACAAGUAGUUUUAAGUUGCUUUAGUAUCUAAUCAAUAACAACAUGAGAUAACCGUGAUCCACUUAUUUGAUCGAGAUUUGUGGCUGUUCAUCGUUAUGUUUAUGCUAUGGCUUAGCAUGAGGUCUCUUGGCAAUGCACCAAAGAAAAGGGUAUAUUUAUAAAUUACAAUAUGUCAUAAUCGUGUGAAAGGAGAUUUUAUUCGUUAUAGUCAUGGAUUUUCCUUACAUUAGUCAUGUUACUGUUGAGUUGUUGUACAACAUAGCAGUGAAAGGUUAUUUAAUAUUAAGAAUUGUGUUGCUGGUCUCUCCACAAGGGUUGUUGGGCAUACAAAAUGUAAUAGCUCCACGAAUGCGCAAUUAUAGAACCAAAUUGGAGUUGACUGAGUUUUAAAAACGCUGUAAUUGUUAAUUCAUGAAAGAAAACUAAUAAAUCUGUAGUUAAAGGGC